GCCUGAGCUCUCAGCCAAUGGCGCGGCGGCGCCGGCGGUCACGUGAGGGGGCGGAGCUGCUUAAAGGCGCCGGGGCGGGGCGGGCGCGGCCGCAUUUCGGGCCCGGUCGGAGCCGCUCGGGUUAUUACGUCACCGCAGGGGCAGGGCCCCGCCUUAUGACGUCACGGCCGCCCCCGCCCCCCCACGCAUGGCGGCGGAGGAGGGGAAGUUGUUCGUGGGGGGUCUCAACUACGACACGGACGAGCAGGGCCUGGAGCAGCACUUCAGCUCCUUCGGGCCCAUCUCCGAGGUGGUGGUGGUGAAGGACAGGGAGACCCAAAGGUCCCGAGGUUUCGGUUUCGUCACCUUCACCAACCCCGAGCACGCCAGCGACGCCAUGCAGGCCAUGAACGGAGAGUGCCUGGACGGGCGGCAGAUCCGGGUGGAUCACGCCGGGAAAUCGCCCCGAGGAGCCCGGGGGGGCUACGGGGGCAACCGGGGCCGGGGCCGCGGCUACGGGAGAGGAGGAGGCGACCGAGGCUACGGCGGCCGCUACGACGGGCGCAGCGGGGGGGGGUACGGGGGGUCCCGGGACUACGGCGGCCGGAACCAGGGGGGUUACGGUGAGCGCUUCCCUUCGGCCUCGUACCGGGACAACUACGACAACUGA
Poecile atricapillus (Black-capped chickadee) is the source of this 649-nucleotide messenger RNA. RefSeq names its product RNA binding motif protein 3 (gene RBM3). Gene Ontology annotation, biological process: positive regulation of mRNA splicing, via spliceosome; regulation of translation. The record is from RefSeq and is a predicted model, not a curated record. Lineage: Eukaryota; Metazoa; Chordata; Aves; Passeriformes; Paridae. Gene Ontology annotation, cellular component: spliceosomal complex. Gene Ontology annotation, molecular function: ribosomal large subunit binding; RNA binding.